Molecule: messenger RNA, 3132 nt
Organism: Salvelinus namaycush (lake trout)
Lineage: Eukaryota; Metazoa; Chordata; Actinopteri; Salmoniformes; Salmonidae
Product: differentially expressed in FDCP 6-like
Exons: 13
Coding region: 243-2135 (630 amino acids)
Cellular component (GO): cytoplasm; nucleus
Source: RefSeq, a predicted model, not a curated record
GUAUAUCAAUGACAUCAACCAAGAGCUGUGGGUAAUUUACCACCAUCCACUUGAAAGAGAGGUCAAUCAUUUACAAGGAUGCCAGAGUUUUCCAAAGUCUUUCGAAGUUUUAACUUUGAGUGACCUAAAACAUAAUUAUAGGUUUAUAAGUGCUUCCACUUCAGUUUACAAUACUGAUAUCAUUGUGCUGUGCACAACUCCGCUCGCUUCGGAAUGUAGACGCAAAUACGUCUGUCUCCACAAUGGAACUGCAAUCCGAACUGCUCAAGUCCAUCUGGUACGCGUUCACAUCGCUGGACAUGGAGAAAUGCGGCAAAGUAUCGAAGUCCCAGCUGAAGGUUCUCUCCCACAACCUGUAUACGGUGUUUAACAUCCCUCACGACCCCGUGGCACUGGAGGAACACUUCCAAGACGAUGACGAUGGACCGGUGUCAAAACAUGGCUACAUGCCCUACCUCAACAAAUACAUACUGGCCAAGGUCAAAGAGGGUGCAUACGACAAGGAGACGUUUGACGACCUGUGCUGGAUGAUGACCAUGAAGAAAAACUACAGACCUAGCAUCGGCCAGGGGGGGCUGCUGUGCUCCCUGAGAGACUGCUUCAAACUUUUCUGUCUCUUCAACCUGCUCUCGGAGGACCACUACCCACUCAUCAUGAUUCCACAGGAGGUGGAGUACCUGAUGAAGAAAAUCUCCACUGCGAUGAACCAGGAGUGGGAUGGCAAGCCCCUGGAGGACCUGCUAUCCCAAAAUGCCUCUGUCCAGGAGGAGGGCAUGUCGGUGUGGGUGUUCCUGGAUCACAUGGGCGCCGGGAGGCUGCUGAGGGUCAGCAAUGCGGGUGCCUUCAGUCUGGCUCUGGACCAGGUCUUCUUUGAGAUGUACCACAACGUCCUCAAAAGGGGUUACAUGUGGAAAAAGGGACAUGUGCGCAGGAACUGGAUGGAGCGUUGGUUUGUACUCAGGCCAUCCUUCAUGGUCUACUACGCCAGCGAGGACCUGAAAGACAAGAAGGGAGAGAUUCCAUUGGACCAGUAUUGUGUUGUGGAGGCUAUUCCAGACAGGGAUGGGAAGCGUUGUCUCUUUUGUGUGAAGACCACCAGCAAGACCUAUGAGAUGAGUGCCGCCGACCAGAGACAGAGGGUGGAAUGGACCCAAGCCUUGCAGACUGCCGUCCGUCUCCAGGGUGAGCGCAAGUCCUCCCUCCACCAGGAACUAAAGCUGAAGAGGCGGGUCCAGCGCGAGCAGAGUCAACGGGAGCGCAGCCUGAGCGCCAGCAGCAGCCACGGCAGCCAAUCAGAAGAGCUUACCAUUCAAGACCUGGAGAAGGAAAAGGAACGGCAAGGACAGGAGAUAGAGAGUAUUAUUCAGCACCAGCGAGAGGUGGAGGCACGGCGCAGGGAGGAGGAGGAGAAAGAGAGGGAGCAACAGAAGGAGGUCCAGAGAGAGUUGGAGAGACAGCUAGAGGAGGCAGAGAAGUUGAGGGAGAGCAUGCAGGCUGAGAUGGCAGAGAAAGAGAAGGAGGCCGAGCAGCAGAGGAAGAGGAUCCAGGAGCUGGAGCUGACCCAGCACAAACUGGAGGCUGCUCUCAACACAGAGAUACAGGCCCACAUGGAGGAGGAGAGAGUCAGGCUGGAGCUAGAAGGAGUACUGCAGGCAGAGGAGGAGAAGAGCAGGCAGUGUCUGCUCCUCCAGGAGCAGCAGGAGGCAUCCCGCCACUUCAGCCCCACGGAGGAGGCUCCAAACAGAGCUAAGGAAGAGCGGCCUGCCCCCUCUGCCCUCCACUACGCCUCCCAGGAGCUCCAGAGCCUCCGAGAGACCCGAGAAAGGAGUCACCAGCACCUGGAGGAAGUUCAGGAGAAGCUUCGUAAAGCCAGCAUCCAUGUCCGACACUGGAACGUUCAGCUCAACCGCCUAAUGAAACCCAUCGCUCCUGGGGACAAGUUAUCAUCGUUGCCAGCGAAAAUCACCUGCUCGAAACAGGAGGGGGCGUUAGCCAGCAGUGAGUUUAUCGCUAAACUCCAACCAAGAGCCAAUCAAGAAACUCAGCAAAUACUUGAGAGCCAAUCGGCUACAGAAGAGAAAGGACUACAGGAACAGGUGGAGGCUAUCACCCUGUCAGACCCUGGGGAAUCGUGAUGGGUCAUGGGUAAAUUGUGACUGACUGAUCUACAAAUAAUAUUGUAGUUAUUUAUGAUGCAAGGAUCUUUGCAGAUCAGUCAUUCGGCAGUCGUCUGCACUGUCGGCUGCAAUGUCGAACAUUCCCAGUUGUUUUACAUGUCAACAGUCUGGCCGAGUUCCUGCCCGACUAGAUGUGCAGGUGUUGCAUUGCAUCAAUCAAUGGUUGCGUGCCACGUCAUCGACUGUGCAGUCGGGCAUCAGAUUUCUACAUCAAUUGAGGUGCUUAGCUGAUGUGUUAAAUACCAAUCCAGGCUUUGAAGAUCUGGAAUGUAGUCGGGGAGGAACUCGACCUCUACCAAUGGUAGUACUGACUAGGAGAUGAGUAGGAUCUGUAAAAAAUUAAUUAAAGGGAAUUUGUCUUCCUAUUAGAAAGUGCUUUGAUCGAGGAGAUACUACCUGUGCAAUAAGAAUGCUAAUUUUAGUUCCGUACGAACAUGUCCCAUGAUGAGGACUGAAUCUUGACAGGUGGACCCAGUAGCCUAUACACUACUUCAAGAACUGAGAAACACCUCAUCAACCAACUGACUGUUCAGAUUUCGAUCUUGCUCGGGGAUAACAGUCAUUGUAAAUGAUAGAAUACCGAGAAUAAAUGACAGGUUUGAAUUUCUGUACAAAAGAAGUGCACAUAAUGGUAUGUUGUGUGUGAACAAAGUGAUUGCUCUCUUCUCCAUUUGAUACAAGGCAGUCUAACAAACCCAUGUAUGCCAUUUUUUUGUCAGGAAAGGAAAAGUGUCAUGUCAGGAAAAAUCGGGACACGCAAAUAUGUACAGUCCCCUUUUGAAAUAGGCCUAGUAUUCAGCACAACACAUUCUUUUUUUCCCCUCUUUUAUUCUUGAAAUGCAAUCUCUUUGAAGUAAUGUCUUAAAUCUGUGGCUCACAUAUGCCUAAUAUAUUGACAUAUAUUUCAAAUAUAUGUAAUAUGUACUAAUAUUUAAAAUAAAUAUAUCUAAAUACA